GGUGGCGCCGCCCCGGGUGCAGGUGACACUCGACAGGCCGAGGUUUCGGCUGGCAGAGGAGAGCGCAGGGAAGGUGAGACACAGACACCCCGGGCCGAGGGGACGACGUGGCAGCGAUGGCCCGGGAGUUGAGCCAGGAGGCACUGCUGGACUUUCUGUGCCAGGCAGGGGGCCGAGUGACCAACGCCGCCUUGGUGAGCCACUUCAAGAGCUUUCUCCGAGACCCGGACGCGUCCCCCAGCCAGCACCAGCACCGCCGCGAGCUCUUCAAGGGCUUUGUCAACUCCGUCGCCGCAGUGCGCCAGGACCCCGAUGGCACCAAGUACGUGGUACUUAAGAAGAAAUACAGGGACCUUUUGGGGGAGGAGGGGCUGCAGCGACCCAGCGUCCUGCCCGCGGCCGCCGCCCCUGCAGGUGGGGCUGCGCCCUGCUCCCCGCCAGGCGCGCGCCGAGAGGAGGCGCCGCCGCAGCAGCCGCAGCAGCAGCCGCCUAGGCGGCGGCGGCGGCGGCGCGAGAAGGAGCAAGAGGAGGAGCCAGCAGGUGCCGCAGCUCCAGCGGCUGAUCCAGGUUGCAAUGGACUCCCCGCCAGCGGCGCCCGGCAGGCCCGGGAAGGCGGCGGGCUAAGACGCGGCUCCCGUCACAGGGCGCAGGUAUCCGCAGCUGCGGCGGCAGCUGCCCAGGUCGGAGCGAAUUGCGCGGCGGCGGAGACGCAAGGCCGCUGCUCCUGGGAAAGUCUCCAGAACGGCCCGGGAAUACUCCCCGGGGCGCCUCCUCUGCCCGGCGCACUCCCCGACCCCGCCACCGCUGGGAAGGAGACGCCGCAGGGUCCGGCUGCCCAAGACGACCGCGGGGCUCCCAGGCAGGAGCGGGAAGGCGCUCCCGCUGAGCACGCGUGGGUGCCCGCAGCGCCCCUCCCGCCGCCUCCGACCGUCGAGGCUACUGGGAGCGAGGCUUCCCAGACCGCCCCCCUGUCCCGCCCUCCUUCUCCCGGAGACCCGCCGGAGCUGUGGACCCCCAGCGAUCUGCAUUAUUCCGCGCAGCAGCAGCAGCAGCAGCAGCAACGCACUCGAGAAUGGGUGGCCAGACAUCCCCACAUACCCGAGGCCCGGGACCAUGGCCCCAUCAGAGCCUGGUCAGUGUUGCCGGACAACUUCCCCUCGGAGCAGGGGUUCUGGGUCGCAGAACCUAAAUCGGCGCCUUUAGACCCCUCUCUUUCCCCUCAGUCUCACUCUCCUGUUGUUCCGGAAUCCUGGCCCGGGAAUCCUCCAUUGACCGUCUUUCGUAGCAUUCGUUGUCAGCUGUCCCUCCAAGAACUGGAUGACUUUGUGGACCAGGAGAGCCACAGCAGUGAGGAGAGCAGCAGUGGACCCAAAGAGUCCCCUGGGGGUUCUGAAGAGGGGCUGCACGGUGCCCUGGGAACCCCAGAUUGGAGAAAGCUUACGAAUUCAGCUGGUGGCCUUUCUCCAAAGGAGGGCAGUUCCAGCAGGAGCCCUCAGGGCCUCAGGAACAGAGAGGAUGGGCACACUUCUCAGCAGGUCCCAAGAGGGGCUAAUGGCCUUGUAGGCCGCCCACAGGAGGCUUUGCCUUGGCCAGCUCCCAAGUUAAGGAGAUCCCUCAGGAGGAGCUCUGGGGUGGGGAAAGCCAAAUCCUCCUCUUCCGAUGAGGAGUGUCUUGAGGAGGACUUGCUGAAAAGGAGUCGGCGCCCACCACGGUCCAGAAAGCCCUCCAAAGCAGGAGCAGUGUCCAGCCCCAGGGUGGAUGCUGCUUUGACACCCAAACCUGCUAACAUUAAGGGUGUUGCUGCUGAGAGGGGUCGGCUACACAGCUUGUGGGCCCCAGGUAGGCAGGAGCCUGCAGCCUUGGUCCCGCACAGGCCUUCUGAGCACAAGUCAUGCCUGGUCCCUCUAGAUGCCAGGGAGCAUGAGUGGAUUGUGAAGCUUGCCACAGGCUCUUGGAUUCAGGUGUUGGCUUUGUUCUGGGAGGAUCCCCAGCUGGCUUUGCACAAGGACUUCUUAACUGGGUACACUGCUUUGCACUGGAUAGCCAAACAUGGUGACCUCAGGGCCCUUCAGGACUUGGUCUUGGGCACACAGAAAGUAGGAAUUGCUCUUGAUGUAAAUGUGAAGUCCAGUUGUGGGUACACCCCUCUGCACCUUGCAGCCAUUCAUGGCCACCAGGGAGUCAUGAAAUUGCUAGUGCAAAGGUUGGCUUCUCGGGUCAAUGUCCGGGACAGCAGUGGGAAGAAGCCGUGGCAGUAUCUGUCUAGUAAUACCUCAGGAGAAAUAUGGCAGCUCCUGGGAGCCCCUCGGGGCAAGCCUAUUUUUCCUGUCUAUCCCUUAGUUCGAAGCUCUUCCCCUACCAGGAAGGCCAAGAUCCGGGAUAUACCUAGAAAUAUCACCCGAAAGACUUCCUUGGCUGCAUUACUCAAAAGUCAGCACCACAAAUGGAAAUUGGCUAACCAGUAUGAGAAACUCCUCGCUCCAAGGGAAAGAGAGGAGUACAGUGACUAAGGUGGGCCCCUUUCUCUGACACGCAGCCACUGCACCCCCAUCCUUGAGCUACUCAGAAAAUUCAAGAGGAAUAGAAAAAUGGCUGAGGAGUUGGUACAGAGAGAGGUCAAGUGAGAUGGCCUACCUAGUGUUUACCUGCCUGGAUUUUUUUGUCAGCACAUCGUGGAUCUCAGGGAUCAUUCAAGCUUUCUGACAGCUCAAGUACUUGGGCCAGUGAAACCUCUACAAGGGGCACAGUCAGGUGCUUAAAACCCAGCAUGUGUUCUCCCUCUUCCCUGGCACCUCAGAUCCGGGCACAGUAAGCCGCAUUGUUUUUUGAAGCAGCAAUGCCAGGCCUUGGCUAGAGAGGGAACAGAUGUCUAACAAGAAGGGAGGCACUUCGAGGAAUUGACAAAGCUCAAAUAAAAUCCUCUCUGGCUGGUAGCAUUUUGGCUUCUGUUCAUUUGGAGAAUAAUUUGAGAGUAGAAAGCACCAGAUUUGAAAUCAGAUGCCUCCUCUUUUUUCAUUCUUUUAGAAAUCUUUUUUCUUCUUUCAUUCUUUUCUUUUUCUUUUUGCCCUUCCUUCCUUUCUCCCUCCCUCCUUUCCCAUUCAAAUUAGUGAAAUAAACUUAUUACCUGAGAGCCGAAUCUGAUUUAAGAGAUUCCUUAGCUCUGCCCUGGUCUCUCUUUAGAUACAACCUAGGGAGGCAAAUACAUGGAAUGAUUAGUGCCUCCUUUGGGUCUCCUCCAAAAUCAGAGAAGCUGUUGGAUAAGAUCCAGUUAUGACUGAUGUUCAGGCCCUAAUUCAACCUAAGGUAAACCUUCCAAAUGUAAUCACUGUUGGCUCAUUUGCCUAGUGACUGAAAACAGCUUUCAAUGGAAACUCCCUGUGUCACGAAUGGCAGAAUUAACAUUAGCGGUCUUCAGUAGGUUUGAAUGGCCAACGUUCACAUUCAUUAAAGGAGAGAAAUGAUUUCACUGUGGGGAAGCAGUAGGGAGAAAGUGGUGAAUUCCUCCCCACUAGGAAUUGUUUAAGCUGCUAAAUAUAAUUUUAUUUGCACUAAACUUGUUGCCAAUUAAGAUUAAAUAUUAGCCUGAAGUGCUGUACCUCUAACAGGAAGUGCUCCUCUUAAUUGCUUGUGACGGGACUGGGACUGAUCUUUGUGGGUCCCUGAAAUGAGAAUGUCAAGAUUUCAGAGUGUAAAUUCAAAGGGUUAAAAAAUGAAAUGUCCAAGUGGAGAUUGUUAAUUUUUUAUGGAACUGUUUCCAUGUGCUGUGGCAAUGAUGAUGUCUUUUAAAAGUAUUUUUGUAUUUCUUCUGGUUAUCGCCCCUCCCCAUUUAAAUGUCAACAAAUCUUUAUAACUUAUUGUAUUUAUGCUGAUUACUGUUUACUUCUUUACAAAACUGUGUCUCAGUGACUGUCAAAUAGUUUUGUUUGUAGUUUU
Molecule: messenger RNA, 3933 nt
Organism: Pteronotus mesoamericanus
Lineage: Eukaryota; Metazoa; Chordata; Mammalia; Chiroptera; Mormoopidae
Gene: SOWAHB
Product: sosondowah ankyrin repeat domain family member B
Exons: 1
Coding region: 117-2510 (797 amino acids)
Molecular function (GO): protein binding
Source: RefSeq, a predicted model, not a curated record